Hibiscus syriacus is the source of this 1937-nucleotide messenger RNA. RefSeq names its product putative glycerol-3-phosphate transporter 1. The record is from RefSeq and is a predicted model, not a curated record. Gene Ontology annotation, cellular component: membrane. Gene Ontology annotation, molecular function: glucose 6-phosphate:phosphate antiporter activity. Gene Ontology annotation, biological process: phosphate ion homeostasis; transmembrane transport. Lineage: Eukaryota; Viridiplantae; Streptophyta; Magnoliopsida; Malvales; Malvaceae.
UUCUCCAUUUAACAGAGGAGUAACUUACAAACGAAACGAAACAAAAAAAGCGAGAGAAAGGAAGAGUUUCAUUGGGGAAGGGGAGUUAAGAAUCUAGUGAGCUCAGCCAAGUUAGAGCUUGUUGUUGUUGAGGGGAAUUAGCAGCUCUGCUUUCUCAUAUUUUUUGGACGGAAUCGAAGUGCAUGGGUCCUCUAGGUGAAUUGCCAGCUUUGAGAAAUCACAGAAAGCCUCUUGGGAUUCGUUUCUUAGAACACAUUAACAAAGGGAAACUAUCCUAUAAAACUCAUCAAGCCAUUGUCUUGAUUGUAACAUUUCUCGCUUACACUAGCUACCAUGCCACAAGGAAAACAACCAGCAUCGUCAAGAGUGCUCUCAAUCCCCAGUCACCCGAUGUAAGCUUGAAUUUUCCAUGGAGGAUAACAUACCUCAGUUCACCCGUUGAAAACAAAAGAGUUUCUUGGGUUCUAGGAGAUGGUUGGGCACCAUUUAACCGAUCCGAUGGAUCCGUCUUGCUUGGUGAAUUGGACGUGGCAUUCCUCGCGAUAUAUGCUUUUGGAAUGUACUUCUCUGGACAUUUGGGUGAUAGAAUGAAUUUAAGGAUCUUUUUGACAGUGGGAAUGAUCGGAACUGGCUUGUUUACUUCACUAUUUGGUGUUGGGUUCUGGGCUAAUAUCCAUAGCUUUUACUACUACCUUAUAGUGCAAAUGGUUGCCGGUUUAUUUCAAUCAACAGGGUGGCCUUCGGUUGUUGCAGUGGUCGGUAACUGGUUUGGGAAGAAAAAGCGAGGUUUGAUUAUGGGCAUAUGGAAUGCUCACACAUCUGUUGGGAACAUUACCGGUUCAUUGAUUGCUUCGGCACUAUUGAGCUACGGAUGGGGUUGGUCCUUUGUUGUGCCUGGUCUGCUUAUUGCUUUCAUUGGCUUGUCGGUUUUCCUUUUGUUGCCCGUUAGUCCCGAAUCAGUCGGAGCUGAAAGAGACGAAGAUUUAGUGGAUUCUCCUAGGAAGAGCGAAGAGGAAGUGACAGAGCUUCUAUUAGGCUCGGAUGCUGAGAUCAAGGGGAAAGCUGUAGGGUUCAUCGAAGCAUGGAAAAUCCCCGGGGUUGCUCCUUUUGCUCUCUGCCUAUUCUUUGCCAAAUUGGUCGCUUACACAUUUCUCUACUGGCUUCCAUACUACAUUUCCCAUACAGCGAUUGAGGGAAAAUAUUUAUCAAGUGAGACGGCAGGAAACUUGUCAACAAUCUUUGAUGUCGGAGGAGUGCUCGGAGGAAUCUUAGCCGGACACAUUUCUGAUCGCUUAGAUGCCAGAGCCAUAACAGCAGCAACUUUUAUGUACUGCGUGAUCCCAGCUCUCUAUUUCUACCGUACUUACGGACACAUUUCGAUGGCGAUGAACAUAGCUCUCAUGUUCACUUGCGGCAUGUGUAACGGCCCAUAUGCUCUUAUAACAACUGCUGUCUCAGCCGACCUGGGAACACACAGUUCAUUGAAGGGAAACUCAAAGGCAUUGGCAACCGUGACGGCAAUCAUAGACGGAACAGGCUCCGUCGGUGCUGCGAUCGGACCAUUGCUGACUGGUUACAUUUCCGCCAAGAGCUGGAGUGCGGUUUUUACGAUGCUCAUGGGAGCAGCUCUGGUUGCAGGGCUGUUGUUGACAAGGCUAGUGGUGGCCGAGGUGGUUGUGAGAGUUUCCGAAUCAAGGCCACAAGGAGGAUCCCAGUCAACAUCCCAAGAUGAAGAAAUUGAUGUAUGAAUGAUUUGUUUGUAGAAGCUUCAUUUGUAUAGAGUGUGUGAUUGUCAUAAUUUUUCUUGGCUCUAGUUGUAAAAGGAAGGGGAGGAAGAUCCUUUGAAGCCAAGAAUUUUCUGGCAAUUCUCCAUGAUUAACAUGGCAAUGCAGCAUGGAGAGUGGACGCUCCCUAUCUAUCUGCAUGUACAUUUUGUA